This is a messenger RNA of Suncus etruscus (white-toothed pygmy shrew), 1559 nucleotides long. RefSeq names its product dynein axonemal assembly factor 11 (gene DNAAF11). Gene Ontology annotation, biological process: outer dynein arm assembly. Bases 1 to 1512 code for a protein of 503 amino acids. Gene Ontology annotation, molecular function: protein binding. Lineage: Eukaryota; Metazoa; Chordata; Mammalia; Eulipotyphla; Soricidae. The record is from RefSeq and is a predicted model, not a curated record. The transcript has 13 exons. Gene Ontology annotation, cellular component: cytoplasm.
AUGGGCAGGAGUAAGCGCCCCUUUCUACCUCCAGCACUCCCCUCCCUGGUGAUGCCACAAGUCCCAGCUCUGAACCCCAGCGAUGCCUUGAGCCUUGGCUUCACAGAAGAUCUUAUUAGGCGGAAUGCGGAACACAAUGACUGUAUAAUUUUUUCCCUGGAGGAACUCUCUCUGCAUCAGCAAGAAAUAGAAAGAUUAGAACAUAUUGACAAAUGGUGUCGGGAUUUAAAAAUCCUUUAUCUUCAAAAUAAUCUCAUUGGAAAAAUUGAAAAUGUUAGCAAGCUCAAGAAACUAGAAUAUUUGAAUUUAGCUUUGAACAACAUUGAAAAAAUUGAAAAUUUGGAAGGAUGUGAAGGGCUAACAAAACUUGACUUGACUGUAAAUUUCAUUGGUGAGCUGAGCAGCGUUAAAACCCUCCAGCACAACAUCCAUCUGAAAGAACUCUUUCUCAUGGGCAAUCCAUGUGCUGAUUUUGAUGGCUACAGGCAGUUUGUAGUGGCAACUCUUCAACAAUUAAGGUGGUUGGAUGGAAAAGAAAUAGAGCGUUCAGAAAGGAUUCAAGCAUUGCAGAACUUUCCAGAAAUUGAGCCACAUAUCGAAGAGCAAGAAAAAGCCUAUUAUCUCAAACGGGCCAAAGAAAAGGAAGAGGCUGAGAAGAAAGUACAAGAAGAACAUAAAAAGGAAGAAAAUAGAAGUCACCAUGAGCAUCUCAGGCAAGUGAAGCCCAGUGGUUUAAGUCUAGACUGCCCAUCUUUUCUAGGGUGCCAAGAUCACCUCGAGACACCAGAAAGACAAGAAGGAAUAUACAAGAAGAAGAAAUUGGGUGAAAGUGAGAAUGACCUGGAAUUCUGGAAUAAGCCCUCUUUGUUUACUCCUGAAUCGAGGUUGGAAACUCUUCGACAGAUGGAAAAAACCAGAAAAGAACAAGACAAAUUAAGUGAAAAGAAGAAGAAAGUGAAGCCACCCAGGACCUUGGUCACUGAAGAUGGGAAAGCCCUCAAUGUCAAUGAGCCUAAACUGGACUUCUCAUUGAAUGAUGAUGACAAGCAUCACCAAAUUAUCCUGGACCUGGCCAUCUAUAGGUAUAUGGAUACUUCUUUGAUUGAAGUUGAUGUGCAGCCAACUUACGUGCGGGUGAUGGUCAAAGGAAAGGUAUUUCAGCUUGUCCUUCCCACAGAAGUCAAACCUGAUAGCAGCUCUGCCAAAAGAUCUCAGACAACAGGACAUUUGGUAAUCUGCAUGCCUAAGGUUGGAGAAGUAAUCACAAGAGUUCAACCAGUAUCCAAGUCUGUGAAAAGUAACUUGGAUAGCAGUAGAGAACAAGCAAACAAAAGACACAGACAACUCGAGAAACUAGAAGUUGAUCCUAGCAAGCACUCCUUCCCGGAUGUAGCUAACAUUGUUCAAGAGAAAAGACACGCAGCUAGAAGAGUUCAAGCUGAACCCAAAAUUAGACCGCAAGAGGAAGAUUCAAGCUUUGAAGAUGAUCCCGAAGUGCCUCCUCUGAUCUGAACUAUAAGGCUAUGUUCUCUACAACCGUACAGAUCCAGUUUUGCCCU